Molecule: messenger RNA, 2852 nt
Organism: Bursaphelenchus okinawaensis
Lineage: Eukaryota; Metazoa; Nematoda; Chromadorea; Rhabditida; Aphelenchoididae
Source: the annotation of a GenBank genome assembly
AUGACCAAACGUGAUUGGGAUGCUGAAAGGGUAAGUUUUAAUAGUUAAACCUUUUGAAUUCACGAUUUCUGAGUAUAAUAUCGCAUGAAUUGAUGGAAAAAAUAAUUUUAGGUAUUUAUUGAUGAAUUUAUUAAUUUUUCAAAUAAUUUUAGCCGUUCAUCAACAUAUCGGAUGCCGUCCACGACAAUAUUCCCAUCAAAUACCCGAUAAACUUGCUCAUAGACACUCCUCAGUUUCAGAGACUUCGGUAUCUAAAACAACUUGGAGUUGUCUACCUGGUAUAUCCAACGGCUUCCUUUGGCCGAUUUGAGCACAGCCUUGGGCAAGUUUUUUUUCAAUUUUUUUGCUGUUAUAUUGAGUUUGAUUUAAAAUAAACUAAACUUGAUAGAACUAUAAGUUUUGAGGUAAAAAAAUGUUCAGGAGUUAUGUUUUAUACCUAAAAUAAUAUUAUUUUACUUGCAAUUGCUUUAUUUUAGCUUGAAUUUAAGUAGCUGUAGCCUACAUGUGAAUAUUUUUUAUUUGUAUUUGAAAUUAAGAGUAAAAUAAUUAUGUUUGUGCUGAUUUGUUACCUAAACUCUUGUUUUAGUGUCUACAAGUUGAGUUACGAGUUUGUUAGUCGGUUGGCGACGCAUCAACCGGAGCUGAAGAUUACGGGAAAUGAUAAGCUGUGUGUGGCCAUAGCUGGACUACUUCAUGAUCUCGGCCAUGGACCUUAUAGUCACGUCUACGAUGGCAGCUUUCUCAACCGUGCGUACAACGGCCAAAGCCAGUUUAGGGUAAGAUGAAGAUUUUUAAAGCACACUUUUAUAUUUAAAGUAGUGUCUUUUUUUCUUCUUUUUAUAUUGUAAUUGAUUUGAAAAUUAUUUUCAGCACGAGCAAGGAUCGAUUCGGAUGUUCGACUUCUUAUUGGCCGAAAAUCCAGAAGUCAAAGCUGGUUUGGACGAGUUCCUAACGGAACAGGAUUACAUCUUCAUCAAAGAGUUGAUUGAUCCUCCAUCCAGGUUUGUGGAUGGUAAAGGGGAAUGGAUACUGGCCGGAAGACCUCGUGAGAAAGGCUUUCUGUAUGACAUCAUAUCCAACAAGUUUGAUGGUUUGGACGUGGACAAGUUCGAUUAUUUCUUACGAGACUCGCGAGCUUCGAAUGUUACCAUUAGGUUCAACAAAGUCAGUUUAGAGAUUUUGUUAUUAUGUAACUCAUAAUUGAUAUUAUUUAUUGUUACCUAAAAUUUUCAAAACUACUGAGUGUUGUUUUAAGCUAUCAAAAUAAUAUCUUUUGAAUGUUAUAUUGUUAUAGAUUGUUAGCGAAAAAACAAAUGAAAACGCAAUGUCGUAUUUUACCUGUUAGGUUGUUUUAGGUCAUAUAAUAAUACUUUAGGUCGCAUUAGAGCGAAUCCACAAUCACACCAAGAUUGAAAAGGUCCAAAAUGGUCUGUUCAGGCUUUGUUACGCCUCAAAAGUCAAACAAAACUUGUCAGAAGCAUCGGAUUCAAGAGUAACGCUACACGAAACCGUUUACCAACACAAGACGGUAAUUGCGUACGAACAAAUGCUGGUCGAUAUGUUCAUGGCUGCUGAUCCGUAUUUGAGGUUCAAGGGAACAAACGGCAAAGAGUACAAGUUGAGUCAGGCUUACGAGGACCCUAAGGCGUUCAUGCAGCUGACUGAUGAUCAUAUUUUGUCCAUGGUAAGUUGGAUAUUCUUGAACUUUAGUUUUUUUGAUUUGAUAUGUAUAUUAAAAGACUUACAUUAUUGGGUUGAAAACCUCACUAUAAAUUUAGAUCCAACAUUCAUCAGAUCCAAACUUGAAGCCAGCUCAAGAGCUGUACAACAAGAUCUUAACCAGGAAACACUUCCGAAGGAUUGGCCAGAUCAAAUUGGCCAACAAAGAACUGUUCAAGGAAGAGAAGGGCAAGCUACUUGAGUUCUUCGAAGGGAAAGGCAUCAAUACUCAGGAUCUUCUUGUGCACGACGCCACAAUUCACCGAGGAUUGGGUGUGGAAAAACAUCCCAUCGAUGAGAUUUGGUUUUACGACUCUAAGACAACGGUGGAGCCGACUCGGCCGCGUCAAAGUGAGGUAUGGUUCUUUUCCAAUUUUGUAUCUGAAUUUAUAACAUUAAAACUGUUAUUUUAAAUUUUAAAACUUGAAAACUGGCAACCUCAAAGCAUUCUUACUAUGAAAAAGGCUUGAAACCAUAUUUUAAAUUUCAGAAGAUCACGAAUCCAGUAGCAGGCUAUGUCAUCAUGUACGUCUUCAGCAAGAACCUCUCCUUGACCAACGUCUUGAGAGACAUGUUCCAAAGCUACCGAGAGAACUACAAUACAAGAGUAAGCGAUUGAAUGUGUUUUAGGUAUAUUUAUGUUGUCGUGAACUUCUUAACCUUUUUAUGUUGUAGUAGACUUCUCACCCUGUUUUAAUAAAACCAUAAUAUUAUGCAUAAUAAAUGUUUUCAGUUUUUGUUGCAUUAUUUAUUUGUUUUUUAUUGUUUUGUGUGUAUUUUAGAACAGUUUUGUGGUGUUUUAAUUAUAAAACAAAACAAAAUGAGCUUACUGCUAGUUAUUGUAACGCUUUCAACUACUUUAUAUUCUUUUACUGCUUCCUUCUAUCAAUUAACAUCAUGUUUUACUUGUUUGAAGUGUUUUAAACUUACUUUAUGUUAAUUACUAACUAUUAUAACAAGAAUAUUAACAACUAACCGCUUAGCUUACUAAUACAACCACUUUUUAGUUCGAAGAACAACACAGAGAAAGGGAGGCCAGCCUCAAGCGACAAAACCAUCCACUUACUCCAGCAGAAGCUCCAGAUGUCAAACGUCUCAAAGCUUCUAACAGUGCUCAAGGAAUCGCGGUUUAA